AUGACUUUAGGGACGGAUAUGUCCGACAGCUCUGCAUUGUCCGAAGAUCUGGACAUCGAUGUGGUCGGGGGCGACAUAUCCGUUGGAAAGGACGGAAAGUACAUUCACCACGAGUUCAACUUGGACAAUGACUCGGACGAUAAUUACUCCCAGAACGCGGCCGAGAGGGUUUCUUCUCCCGGGCUCAGCAGCUCCGACUGCCCGUCGGACCAGAUGGGCUCCAGCGCAGAGGUCGGCACCGUGAUCGGGGAGAAGUCCAAAAAGGGGGCUCUGGUGAAGCCCCCUUACUCUUACAUCGCCUUGAUCACCAUGUCCAUCCUGCAGAGCCCCAAGAAACGCCUCACUCUCAGCGAGAUCUGCGAGUUCAUCAGCAGCAGAUUCCCGUACUACCGGGAGAAAUUCCCCGCGUGGCAGAACUCAAUUCGUCACAAUCUUUCCCUGAACGACUGCUUCGUGAAGAUCCCCCGAGAGCCGGGCAACCCCGGGAAGGGCAACUACUGGACCCUCGACCCGGAUUCCGCAGACAUGUUCGACAACGGGAGCUUCUUGCGCCGGAGGAAGCGCUUCAAGAGGCACCAGACGAACGAAAUCCUCCGGGAGUCUGGCUUUCUUCCCGGGUUUGGAUACGGCCCGUAUGGAUACAACUAUGGACUUCAGCUGCAGAACUUCCACGCAGCUCACAACCCGUAUCACCCACACCACACAGGUGGUUCGUUCGCGUUCCCCAACGCGCCCUGCACCUUGCCCUCGUCCGCCUCCAUAUUCCCGGCGCCGCAUCACCUUCCCUCCCUGUUAGCCGCCGAUUUAAGAAAACCUUUUUAUCCCCAACUAAGCCCGUCUCUGCCGCCUCUUAAGACGGACUCCAGCACUCCGAGUCGUCCUUCGUUCUCCAUUGACAAUAUCAUCGGUGCGGCCAACUCCACCGCCUCUUCGUACGGCGUGCAGCCGGGCAGCCAGGCUCAGAUCCUGGCCAUCUUAACGCCAGCACUGGCCUCUGCUUCCAACCAUUUGAGCCUAUCGCAGGACAACAUAUUACAGGCCGGGCCACAGGGUCAGACUUUUUCCAGCAAAAUUCCAAAUAUGAACACUUGUCCUUUCUAAAAAAAAAAAAGAGAGAGAGAAAAAAAAACUUUUGAAAAUGGCAAGAAUUUAAAUCUUUUAUUAUAAAGCCAACUGUGGCUUCCUCCUGUGUGAAGGUAGGCUGUACAUUGUUGUUGGAGAGGAAAAAAAAGAGUGUUGUGGCUCUCCCCAUUUCCUAUCAUUGUAAGAGGAGAGAAGGGUUUAUUUAUGGUCUGUACAUAUGUGUAUAAUAUUAGACAAAUGCAAGAAGGGUCUUUUUAUGAACAGUGCUGACCUGCAAUCUGGCGUUGUGGCCUCCAUUUGUCAGUGGAAGAAAAAAAGACCCUGCUAUUUUUUAACAUAAGUUAAAAAGGUGUCACCCUGCAUGGGGAUGAUUUCCGACUCUUUUUUUUUUUAAUAGUUGAGAAUUUGAUGAUGAUUGACAUUGUUUUUAUUUCGUGCGCCAUGAGGAAACGUCACUGUUGUUGUUGUUGUUGUUGUUGUUGACAUAUGACAGAGAAGGCAAACUCAGGUUUUACUUGGAAAGCACAUGGAGACAAAAAAGGGGGGGGGGGCUUCUGACACAAGAAUACCCAUUUCCCACAAGCACUCCCUCCCCCGUGAAUCUCCACAUGGUGAAUUUGUGACAAUGCCAUUUCAUGUUGUCAGUGGACACGUAGGCUGUGGUUUGGUAAAGAGCGCAUUACCUCUCAACUUUUUAACUGUUGUUCGUUCUAUUUCACAUUUUUACUCUGUGAAACAUACAGUAUGUCAUGUGUUGCCAAUAGAGAGAGAGAGGUAGGGAGGGAGGGAGAGAGAGAGAGAGACACCUAAAUGUUCAUAGGUCAUUUUUUGUUGUAAUGACAAGAAUAAUAAAUGUUUGUGAAUUUGAAAAAA
Molecule: messenger RNA, 1956 nt
Organism: Pseudoliparis swirei
Lineage: Eukaryota; Metazoa; Chordata; Actinopteri; Perciformes; Liparidae
Gene: foxd2
Product: forkhead box D2
Exons: 1
Coding region: 1-1101 (366 amino acids)
Biological process (GO): cell differentiation; anatomical structure morphogenesis; regulation of transcription by RNA polymerase II
Molecular function (GO): DNA-binding transcription factor activity, RNA polymerase II-specific; RNA polymerase II cis-regulatory region sequence-specific DNA binding
Source: RefSeq, a predicted model, not a curated record